AAUCAGCUGAAUUUUCCAGUAGGUGACAAAACACUUGAAACAGUCGAAUGAUCCAAAGUCCACUUUUAUCGUUAAAAAUAUACUUAUAAGCACCAUGUUUCUCAACUGUUUGGUAGCUCUUGAGAAGGUCACAGCUCCUUCAUUCUUCCAGUUUAAAGAUCGCAGAUACUUAAGCAUCAUGGCUGAGUCAGUUAGUAACAACACUGGAAAGAAGCUUGUCCGAAUUGAUGUCAGUUCAGACACUGUAUGCCCAUGGUGUUUUGUUGGCAAGAGAAAUUUGGACAAAGCUAUAGCUGCUUCUAAGGAUCGGUUUGAUUUUGAGAUCAAAUGGCAUCCUUUUUUUCUUAAUCCUUCUGCCCCUAAAGAAGGUGUGAAUAAGCUAGAUUUCUACAGGGAAAAGUUUGGAUCUCGAGCUGAAGGAAUCUUGGCUCGGAUGACUGAGAUUUUUAAAGGUCUUGGUCUGGAAUAUAACUUGUCUGGACUCACGGGCAAUACUCUAGACAGCCACAGACUUAUAAAUUUUGCCGGCCAACAGGGUCUUGAUAAGCAACAUAAACUUGCUGAGGAGCUAUUUCUUGGAUACUUCACUCAGGCCAAAUAUGUUGGUGAUAGGGAAUUUCUUCUAGAAUGUGCUCAAAAGGUUGGGGUAGAGGGAGCAGCUAAAUUUCUUGAAGAUCCUAAUAAUGGAGUCAAGGAGGUUAACGAGGAGCUUGAGAAGUACUCAGCACAUAUCACAGGAGUCCCAUUCUACGUGAUCAAUGGGAAACAGAAGUUGAGUGGUGGCCAGCCCCCUGAGGUUUUCCAGAAAGCGUUUGAAGUUUCCGCAAAAUGAUAGUUCCUCGCUACGAAAAAUUUAUAUUCCUGUAAUGUAACAUCUGCUUUCCUUAGAAACAAUAAACUUGCUAGAGGAGAAUAUAUUCUCCUCCAUACACGAUCCUUUGUGUUUUACAUGUCCUGCAAAUACAAUCAUGAAGUUUACAGAUUACAAUAAAUAGAGACUUCGGUUUUUUUU
Molecule: messenger RNA, 1012 nt
Organism: Populus trichocarpa (black cottonwood)
Lineage: Eukaryota; Viridiplantae; Streptophyta; Magnoliopsida; Malpighiales; Salicaceae
Exons: 8
Coding region: 95-832 (245 amino acids)
Molecular function (GO): oxidoreductase activity
Source: RefSeq, a predicted model, not a curated record